Messenger RNA from Biomphalaria glabrata, 7565 nucleotides. RefSeq names its product mesocentin-like. Gene Ontology annotation, molecular function: calcium ion binding. The record is from RefSeq and is a predicted model, not a curated record. The transcript is spliced from 2 exons. Bases 120 to 7274 code for a protein of 2384 amino acids. Lineage: Eukaryota; Metazoa; Mollusca; Gastropoda; Planorbidae.
AAACAAAAAUCUUGAGAUCAUCAUCUCUCUAGUAGAUGACUUACAUUCUUAUGAUUUCUAUUGAAUCAAUGAACUAUUUCCUGUUUUAAUUGCAGUGUGCUUUCUGCAAAAGGAAGCUAAUGAAUGUGAACGUCAUUGAAAAACAGAUGACAGAUACAGAUGGAGAUGGUGUACCAGAUGAAGUAGAUCAUGAUGAUGAUGGUGAUGGAAUUGAUGACUCCUUGGACCAAGAUGAUAAUGGCAAUGGUAUUCCAGAUAAAAAGGAAGCUGACACCAAUGGUGAUGGUAUUGCAGAUUACUUAGAAAAUGAUUAUGACAACAGUGACAAUUUAAUGCUUGGUAAUCAAGACAUAGAUAAAAACAAAGAUGAAAUUCCUGAGUACUUAGAAAGAAUUAAUGAUGGUUAUAGCUUUCCUGAUCAACAGAAUAGUGAUGAAACAAGUAAUGAAGAUAUUAUAGAAAUAACAAAGAAAUAUAACAAAUUAUUGAAUCCUCCUGAUAUGCUAGAAAAAGAUUCUGAUGGUGAUGGCAUACCUGAUCAUUUGGAUGAUGAUGAUGACAAUGAUGGUAUUCCUGACAGCCAAGAUGAUGAUGAUGAUGGAGAUGGAAUACCUGAUGAUCAAGAGAAAGAUUCUGAUGGGGAUGGUAUUCCUGAUCAUUUAGAUGAUGAUGAUGACAAUGAUGGUAUUCCUGACAGCCAAGAUAAUGAUGAUGAUGGGGAUGGAAUACCUGAUGAUCAAGAGAAAGAUUCUGAUGGGGAUGGUAUUCCUGAUCAUUUAGAUGAUGAUGAUGACAAUGAUGGUAUUCCUGACAGCCAAGCUAAUGAUGAUGAUGGGGAUGGAAUACCUGAUGAUCAAGAAAAAGAUUCUGAUGGAGAUGGCAUUCCAGAUCAUUUGGAUAAUGAUGAUGACAAUGAUGGUAUUCCUGACAGCCAAGAUGAUGAUGAUGAUGGAGAUGGAAUACCUGAUGAUCAAGAUAAAGAUACUGAUGGGGAUGGUAUUCCAGAUCAUUUGGAUGAUGAUGAUGACAAUGAUGGUAUUCCUGACAGCCAAGAUAAUGAUGAUGAUGGAGAUGGAAUACCUGAUGAUCAAGAGAAAGAUUCUGAUGGGGAUGGUAUUCCUGAUCAUUUAGAUGAUGAUGAUGACAAUGAUGGUAUUCCUGACAGCCAAGAUAAUGAUGAUGAUGGGGAUGGAAUACCUGAUGAUCAAGAAAAAGAUUCUGAUGGAGAUGGCAUUCCAGAUCAUUUGGAUAAUGAUGAUGACAAUGAUGGUAUUCCUGACAGCCAAGAUAAUGAUGAUGAUGGAGAUGGAAUACCUGAUGAUCAAGAGAAAGAUUCUGAUGGGGAUGGUAUUCCUGAUCAUUUAGAUGAUGAUGAUGACAAUGAUGGUAUUCCUGACAGCCAAGAUGAUGAUGAUGAUGGGGAUGGAAUACCUGAUGAUCAAGAAAAAGAUUCUGAUGGAGAUGGCAUUCCAGAUCAUUUGGAUAAUGAUGAUGACAAUGAUGGUAUUCCUGACAGCCAAGAUGAUGAUAAUGAUGGAGAUGGAAUACCUGAUGAUCAAGAUAAAGAUUCUGAUGGGGAUGGUAUUCCUGAUCAAUUAGAUGAUGAUGAUGACAAUGAUGGUAUUCCUGACAGCCAAGAUAAUGAUGAUGAUGGGGAUGGAAUACCUGAUGAUCAAGAAAAAGAUUCUGAUGGAGAUGGAAUUCCAGAUUAUCAAGAAAUAGAUACAGAUGAGGAUGGUAUACCUGAUUAUAUAGAUGAUGAUGAUGACAAUGAUGGUAUUCCUGACAGCCAAGAUAAUGAUGAUGAUGGGGAUGGAAUACCUGAUGAUCAAGAUAAAGAUACUGAUGGCGAUGGUAUUCCAGACAGUUUGGAUGAUGAUGAUGACAAUGAUGGUAUUCCUGACAGCCAAGAUAAUGAUGAUGAUGGAGAUGGAAUACCUGAUGUUCAAGAGAAAGAUUCUGAUGGAGAUGGUAUUCCUGAUCAUUUGGAUGAUGAUGAUGACAAUGAUGGUAUUCCUGACAGCCAAGAUAAUGAUGAUGAUGGAAAUGGAAUACCUGAUGAUCAAGAGAAAGAUAAUGAUGGGGAUGGUAUUCCAGAUCAUUUGGAUGAUGAUGAUGAUGAUAAUGAUGGUAUUCCUGACAGACAAAAUGAUGAUGGAGAUCAAAACAAAGAUUCUGAUGGGGAUGGCAUUCCAGAUCAUUUGGAUGACGAUGAUGACAAUGAUAGUAUUCCUGACAGCCAAAAUGAUGGAGAUGGAAAACCUGAUGAUCAAGAGAAAGAUACUGAUGGAGAUGGUAUUCCAGAUCAUUUGGAUGAUGAUGAUGACAAUGAUGGUAUUCCUGACAGCCAAGAUAAUGAUGAUGAUGGAGAUCGAAUACCUGAUGAUCAAGAGAAAGAUUCUGAUGGGGAUGGCAUUCCAGAUCAUUUGGAUGAUGAUGAUGACAAUGAUGGCAUUCCUGACAGCCAAGAUGAUGAUGAUGAUGGAGAUGGAAUACCUGAUGAUCAAGAGAAAGACACUGAUGGAGAUGGUAUUCCAGAUCAUUUGGAUGAUGAUGAUGACAAUGAUGGUAUUCCUGACAGCCAAGAUGAUGAUGAUGAUGGAGAUGGAAUACCUGAUGAUCAAGAGAAAGAUACUGAUGGAGAUGGUAUUCCAGAUCAUUUGGAUGAUGAUGAUGACAAUGAUGGUAUUCCUGACAGCCAAGCUAAUGAUGAUGAUGGGGAUGGAAUACCUGAUGAUCAAGAAAAAGAUUCUGAUGGAGAUGGCAUUCCAGAUCAUUUGGAUAAUGAUGAUGACAAUGAUGGUAUUCCUGACAGCCAAGAUGAUGAUGAUGAUGGAGAUGGAAUACCUGAUGAUCAAGAGAAAGAUACUGAUGGAGAUGGCAUUCCAAAUCAUUUGGAUGAUGAUUAUGACAAUGGAGAUGGAAUACCUGAUGAUCAAGAGAAAGAUUCUGAUGGGGAUGGUAUUCCUGAUCAUUUAGAUGAUGAUGAUGACAAUGAUGGUAUUCCUGACAGCCAAGAUAAUGAUGAUGAUGGGGAUGGAAUACCUGAUGAUCAAGAGAAAGAAAAUGAUGAGGACCAAUUAGAUAAUGACAAUGGUGACAGUGGAAUUGAAAAACAUUACAUUAAACCAGAUUACUUAGAAAAAGAUACUGAUGGUGAUGGCAUUCCAGAUUACCUUGAUGAAGAUAUUGAUGGUGAUGGCAUUUUAAAUGAUGAAGAUAAUGAUGAUGAUGGUGAUGGCAUUCCAGACAAAGAGGAAGAUUCAGAUGGGGAUGGUAUUCCUGAUUAUUUAGAUCAAGAUGAUGAUGGUAAUGGUAUACCUGAUCAUCUUGAGGGAGACACUGAUGGUGAUGGUAUACCUGAUUAUUUAGAUGAUGAUAUUGAUGGUGAUGGUAUACCAAAUAUUGAUGAUGAUGAUGAUGAUAAUGAUGGUGUGCCAGAUGAUUGGGAAGUUGACAGAGAUGGUGAUGGUAUACUUGACUAUUUAGAAGAUACAGAUGGGGAUGGAGUUCCCGAUUAUUUAGAUGAUGAUAUUGAUGGAGAUGGUAUUCCAAAUGAUGAAGACAAUGAUGAUGAUGGAGAUGGAAUACCUGAUAUAUGGGAGGAAGACAGAAAUGACAAUGGCAUUCAAGAUUAUUUAGAAGAUACUGAUGGUGAUGGGAUUCCUGAUUUCAAAGAUGAUGAUAUAGAUGGGGAUGGUAUACCUAAUGACCAAGAUGAUGAUGAUGAUGGGGAUGGUAUUUCUGAUGAACUUGAGAAAGAUACAGAUGGAGAUGGUAUUCCAGAUUUUUUAGAUGAUGACAUAGAUGGUGAUGGAGUUCCAAAUGAUAAAGAUAAUGAUGAUGAUGGGGAUGGAAUACCAGAUGACCUUGAAGGUGAUACUGAUGGUGAUGGAAUUCCAGACUAUUUAGAAGAUCAGGAUGGUGAUGGUGUCCCUGAUUAUUUGGAUGAUGAUAUUGAUGGGGAUGGUAUUUCAAAUGAAGAGGAUGAUGAUGAUGAUAAUAAUGGACUUCCAGAUGGAUUAGAAAGUGACAGUGAUGGUGAUGGUGUUCCAGAUUAUCUGGAAGACACAGAUGGAGAUGGAGUUCCAGAUUAUUUAGAUGAUGAUAUUGAUGGUGAUGGUAUUCCUAAUAAUGAUGACUUAGAUGAUGAUGGUAAUGGAAUUCCUGAUGAUUUAGAAAAUGACAAAGAUGGUGAUGGUAUUCUAGAUUACUUAGAAGAUCAAGAUGGGGAUGGUGUCCCUGACUAUUUAGAUGAUGAUAUUGAUGGAGAUGGUAUUCCAAAUGAUCAAGAUGAUGAUGAUGAUGGAGAUGGCAUUCCAGAUAUUUUAGAAAAGGACACAGAUGGAGAUGGUGUACCAGAUUACCUUGAUGAUGAUGAUGAUGGAGAUGGUAUUCCAGAUAGUUUAGAAAAAGACACAGAUGGUGAUGGAAUUCCUGACUACAAAGAUGAUGACAUAGAUGGUGAUGGUAUUUCCAAUGACCAAGAUGAUGAUGAUGAUGGUGAUGGAAUACCUGAUGCUCUUGAAAAAGAUAGUGAUGGAGAUGGUGUGCCUGAUUAUCUUGAUAAUGAUGAUAAUGGGAAUGGUAUUCCUGAUAAUCUUGAGGUUGACACUGAUGGUGAUGGAGUUCCUGAUUAUUUAGAUGAUGAUGAUGAUAAUGAUGGUAUACCUGACCAUUUAGAUGAUGAUGAUGAUGGUGAUGGUAUUCCAGAUCAUUUAGAAACUGAUACUGAUGGUGAUGGUAUUCCUGAUUUUAUAGAUGAUGAUGAUGACAAUGAUGGCAUUCCUGAUUCUUUAGAUGAUGACCAAGAUGGAGAUGGAAUACCAGAUGUAUAUCAAAUUGAUACAGAUGGAGAUGGUUUGCCAGAUUAUUUAGAUGAUGAUGAUGACAAUGAUGGCAUUCCUGAUUCUCUGGACACAGAUGAUAACAAUAAUGGUAUUCCUGAUGAGCAAGAGGUAGAUACUGAUGGUGAUGGAAUUCCAGAUUAUAUUGAUGAUGAUGAUGACAAUGAUGGGAUACCAGACCAUGUAGAUGAUGACUCAGAUGGCAAUGGCAUUUUAGAUUCACAGCAAAUAGAUACUGAUGGUGAUGGAAUUCCAGAUUAUAUAGAUGAUGAUGAUGACAAUGAUGGUAUUCCAGAUAGUUUAGAUGAUGAUGAUGAUGGAGAUGGUAUCCCAGACAAUAAAGAGCUAGACUCUGAUGGUGAUGGUAUUCCAGACAAUCUUGAUGAAGAUGACAACAAUAAUGGUAUACCAGAUCAUUUAGAAAAGGAUACUGAUGGAGAUGGUAUACCUGAUUAUUUAGAUGAUGAUGAUGACAAUGAUGGUAUUCCAGAUAGUUUGGAUGAUGAUGAUGAUGGUGAUGGUAUACCUGAUCAACUUAAGACAUUGGACAUAAAUAAAAAUGGAAUUCCAGAUUAUCAAGAAAUAGAUACAGAUGAGGAUGGUAUACCUGAUUAUAUAGAUGAUGAUGAUGACAAUGAUGGAAUACCAGAUGAACUAGAUGAUGAUGAUGAUGGAGAUGGAAUCCCUGAUGACCAAGAAAUUGACACAGAUGGUGAUGGUAUUCCUGAUUAUUUAGAUGAUGAUGAUGACAAUGAUGGCAUUCCUGAUGAUGAAGAUGCUGAUGCUGAUGGGGAUGGUAUUCCAGAUGUUGAAGAAGAUGAUACUGAUGGAGAUGGAGUCCCUGAUUAUCUUGAUGCUGAUGAUGAUAAUGAUGGUGUGCCAGAUAUUAAUGACACUGACAAAGAUGGUAAUGGUAUUCCAGAUUUUAUGGAAAAAGACUCAGACAGUGAUGGCAUACCAGAUUACCUUGAUGAUGAUGAUGACAAUGAUGGUAUUCCAGACUUCUUAGACAAUGAUGAUGAUGGGGAUGGUAUUCCUGAUGAUAAAGAAGAUUUUGAUGGUGAUGGAAUACCUGACUAUCUAGAUGAGGAUGCUGAUGGAGAUGGUGUUGCUGAUAAGCUUCCUGAUUCUGAUGGAGAUGGCAUUCCUGAUAUUAGAGAUGAUGAUGAUGAUAAUGAUGGUAUCCCAGAUGUUCUAGAGGAUACAGAUGGUGAUGGAAUUCCAGACUACAUGGAUGAUGAUGCUGAUGGGGAUGGUAUACUGGAUAAAAGUCAAGACUCUGAUGGUGAUGGCAUUCCAGAUUACCUUGAUGAUGAUGAUGAUAAUGAUGGUAUACCAGACAGUGUUGAUAAAGAUGAUGAUGGUGAUGGAAUACCAGAUAACCAGGACAAAACCAAGUGUGACAAAGAAACAUGCCCUGUAAAGCCAAUUAAGAAGCCCAGCAAAAAAAGAAGUUUGGCUAAAGAACAAGCAUCAUUCUGGAUACGAAUCAAAAAUGCUUUAAAGAAAAUGAUGGCUGCAGCCUUGAGCCAAGAAGGAGAUCAAACAACAGAGAAACCACAACUUCCACCUCCUGUUAAACAAAAGCCUCAUGAACAAAAAUAUGACCUUAUUGAUAUUGUCAAAAAUUUUAUCUGGGGAAAAUCUGCUUCUGCUGCUGCUGAUGAAAAUGAAGCUGCCUCUCCCAGUGAUGAUUUAACUGUAAAAAGUGUCAAUUCAAAAGAUGACAAUAAAAAUGAUGAAUUACCAGAUGCGCCAAUAAAAGUUGUUUAUGCUAAACUCAAGCAGCCUGCAACUAAGGAUUUAAAGAAUACACUAGCAGUAAAGCCACAAACAGCAAACCAAAUGGGCACUAAAGUUGUUAAGAACAAACUUCAAACCUCAGCACAGGAACAAAAACAAAACAUUAUUAACUCUAAAAAAAUUCCAAGAAAAGGUAAUCCUAGCAAAACUCAGGCUGAGCCAAAUACUAAAGUAGCAGCCGUAAAUAAAACUCAGAAUAAAAGUCUACAUUCAGAUCAAAUGCAAGCGAAACAGACUAUCUCAAAACAAUCUACUCAACCAAUUUCCCCACCACCUAAACAAAAAACACAAUCAUUUUCUUCAUCUCCUAAACAAAAUACAAAACCUGUUCCCUCAUCUCCUAAACAAAAUACAAAACCUGUUCCCUCAUCUCCUAAACAAAAUACAAAACCUGUUCCCUCAUCUCCUAAACAAAAUACAAAACCUGUUCCCUCAUCUCCUAAACAAAAUUCAAAAUCCAUUGGAAGCAGCCAGCCUUCAAAGCAAAGUCCGCAAGAAACCUCUAAAACAAUUCCUCCUUCCAAGACAGCUUCUGUUAAAGUUUCCACAAAUCUGCAAAAAGCAGAACCUAAGUUGAUGCCUAGCAAAAUGAAACAGCAAAGUGGUAAAAAAACAGAGUUAUAAUCCUUCAUGUAAUAGAAAUCAUUUCUAGUCUAUAUAUUCUCAGAGAUUCUUUGUCAGUUUACCAUCCACAUUCCAGCAGUGCCAAGAACUAUGAAAUAGUAUUCAACAGGCUUACAGAUUGUUCUACAACUAUGGUAUCUACAUGAAGUAAAACAUUGUUGUGCAAGCAUUUGACCAGUGAAUGAUCACUGUUUAGAUUUAGUCAUGAAUAAAACAGUGGAGGAAUAUUCAGUUGUGGGAAGUAUCUGAUAAAAUUUAUACAGCUUUGAGAACAAAGAAUGUAUGAAAAUU